This is a messenger RNA of Cyclocybe aegerita, 699 nucleotides long. The record is from the annotation of a GenBank genome assembly. Lineage: Eukaryota; Fungi; Basidiomycota; Agaricomycetes; Agaricales; Hemipholiotaceae.
AUGACCAUGGUGAACGAGCUCAUGGGGUGGGACUUCGGCAUGGGCUUCAUGAACUAUGGCGAACGAUGGCGCACACAUCGGCGGCUUAUGCAUCUUUCCUUUCACCCGGCGGCAGUCCUCAAAUAUAGGCGCCAGCUUCUACGCUCGACCCGCAAUUUAUUGAACAGGUUUUUGGAUUUCCCCGACGACAACGUCAUUGAAAAUGUCAGACACAUGGCAGGCGAGACAAUCGUGUCCGUCGCAUAUGGAAUCGAAGUCCUGCCCAAGGGCGAUCCUUACAUCGCGGUGGCAGAAAAGAACAUGCGGGUCGGGGCCAUCGCGGCUGUUCCUGGAGCCUUUCUCGUCGACAACUUGCCAUUCCUGAAGUAUGUUCCAGACUGGUUCCCAGGCGCUGAUUUCAAGAGGAAGGCGAAAGAGUGGAAAGAGUUGGCUCGGUUAAUGAUCUAUCCUCCGUUUGACGUUGUCAAACGCAAUAUUGCUGCUGGAAGCGCACCGCCAUCCUUUGUUGCCAACGCAUUUGAUGAAAAGCUACGAGCGGGAUACAAAGAUGCAGCAUACCAAGAAGAUGUAAUUCGAGAAGUCUCUCUGUCGCUUUAUGCUGCUGGCUCCGAUACGACCGUGAACACCAUUGCCGUGUGCAUCCUAGGACUCCUCGACCACCCUGAGGUUCUAAAGAAAGCCCAAGUUGAAAUUGAUUGA